This is a messenger RNA of Rhodamnia argentea, 764 nucleotides long. Its product is annotated as signaling peptide TAXIMIN 1. The coding region runs from base 374 to 604 and encodes 76 amino acids. The record is from RefSeq and is a predicted model, not a curated record. The transcript is spliced from 2 exons. NCBI's taxonomy places the organism in Eukaryota, Viridiplantae, Streptophyta, Magnoliopsida, Myrtales, Myrtaceae.
UUGCAAAGCCGUCGCUGUCCAGUAUUAGAAUGAGAAUCGUCAGCAGAAACUGAACUCCACGUGAUGAUCCGAAGACCUUAACACGUAUCGGGUUACAUACAGCGUCAAUCACAGCUCACGUCUCAAGCUAAAGUUUUGAACUUUAUUAGGAACUUUCUUGGGUUCUCUAUGGCGUGACGAGAGUUCGAAACGAUCGCACGACAGCAUCGGUGGCAGGUAUCCUCUUAGCGCGGCGGGUGAGGCGAAGUACUUCACGAAACCGAGUAUAUUUCUGUCUCGUCAAAACUUUUCCAGAGAGAGAAUCGUCAAGAGGCAGUAGGAUUCGCCGUGCCCAGAGCCCGAAAGGGGAGAGACAGAGUAGAACAGAGCAAGGAUGUGCGGCGAAGACGGUUGCAGACCCCUGGGGUUCCUUCUUGGCCUUCCCUUCGCCUUUCUCGCUCUCCUAGUCUCCAUCGUCGGCAUCAUCGUCUGGAUCGUCGGGUUGCUGUUGACUCUGAUAUGCCCCUGCUGCUUCUGCGUGACCCUGGUGGUGGAGUUCGCUCUGGAGCUGAUCAAAGCCCCCCUUCACGUCAUGGAAUGGUUCACUUCUCAGAUACCCUGUUGAUCAUUGCCAACCACAAAUUUGAUGAGUCGUUUCAGCUUUUUCAGAGCUGUCUGGUCUUCUCCUCUUUACUGUACGUGGAUUUCACGGCAUGUCUGUGUGAUGUAACGCCGAUUGUUGGGGUUUGAAUGUAAUGGGAAAAAGAGGGAAUCCGAUCUUCUAC